AUGCCAAACACUGAAACUCUGCAAUGCGAGGGUCAAUUUCAGGGGUGCACGCAUUCCCGUACCCUGAAACGGACUGACGUAAGGUGCGUGGGACCCACCACCACUGGCGAAGGGAAUGAAUGGCGGCGCGUGGAGAAGCGCGUGGGUGAUGGGACAGAGGUGGGGUUUUUGUUUCGUUCCCACAUAGGAGGUAACAAGUGGGGAAGAGUGAGGAUGUUUUGUGGCAGGACCCUGGUUAUGAUUCUAGAGGAUGGUAUUGAAACAAGAGGCAGGGACAAAGGAAUGCUUGGUCUUUCCUUUUCCUCUCUGCAGCGUUUUCCAUUUUAUCAUGAAAUUGGGUGUUUCGUGCAGUGUAUGAAUCCCGAUACUGCAGACGCAAACCAAAAACAAGACACAGGGAACCCAGUUAGAAUGAUGACGUACGAAGAUAACUGUAAUCUGGUCGGGUCCUAA
This is a messenger RNA of Sphenostylis stenocarpa, 453 nucleotides long. Lineage: Eukaryota; Viridiplantae; Streptophyta; Magnoliopsida; Fabales; Fabaceae. The record is from the annotation of a GenBank genome assembly.